Pyricularia oryzae 70-15 is the source of this 174-nucleotide messenger RNA. RefSeq lists its product as uncharacterized. The record is from RefSeq and is a predicted model, not a curated record. The coding region runs from base 1 to 174 and encodes 57 amino acids. NCBI's taxonomy places the organism in Eukaryota, Fungi, Ascomycota, Sordariomycetes, Magnaporthales, Pyriculariaceae. The transcript is spliced from 2 exons.
AUGGCCGCGUCGCUGAUGCUCUGUUACCUGCCGUCGAGAUUCCGAGCAGCGGUAACUGUUGUUAUCAAAAACUACCGUCCACCCGCCGAUGUAGCCGAGCUGGGUGUACUGCCCUGGACACGAGAGCGCACCGGGAAGGGGUGUCUCGAUGGAAUGCAAUUUCGACAGUCUUGA